UGCUCUGCUGUGCGCCGCCGCCCCGCCGCCGUGACCCGCAGAGAGCCCGCGGUGACAGCUUCUUCCGCCGCUGCCGCCGCUGGCUCCGCACUCAGCCCCGACGCCUCUGGCCCUUUGCUCAGGGGAACCCAGAGCGCCCAACCCAGAUCAUGGAGAAACAGCAGAUGCUGGAUGGAGACCCCCGCCCCAUGUGCACGAGUGAGGGCCAGAGCAGGCCUGAAGUGCGUGUGGCCCGCUGGUGGGCAGGGGAACCAGGGCCUGUGGAUGGCAGGACGAGGUCUCCUCCCCGGAAGCGGCCCAGGCCCCACUGUCCUCCCCACCCAAAGCCGCUCAGGCUCCAGCGGCAGCUGCUCAUUCCCACCCUGGAUCACGGUGUCCACCUCCAAACAGCCAGGCCCAGGGACCUGGAGCGCAGGGAGGCCGAGCCCAAGGCACCAGCCCAGGAGGUAGAGCGAGCUGCUGCUGCUUUACCAGCAGCCAAACAUCACAAGGGGUCCCAGACGGGGACUGACCUGGAUGCAACUACAUCCCCAGAGGUCACGUCACCUUGGAAACCUGCUCCAGCUGCACCUCUGAAGCCUCCUGUGGCCCAUACAGCAACUCCCUCCCCAACUCAGACCCCAGGGCCCCUGUCCUGGUUACUUGCUCCCCCAUGCCCACCAGAAUUACUGUUACCCUUCUACAUGGUUAUCUUUUCAUUUCUUAUAGCUUUUAUAUUUUUCUUUUAUGCACUGUAUGAUAGUGAACCUGAUAUUAUCACUGCUGCUAUUCUUGCCAUCACAUGCAAGGAAUGUCGAGUUGCCAUGACUUUAACGUAG
Messenger RNA from Eptesicus fuscus (big brown bat), 818 nucleotides. RefSeq lists its product as uncharacterized. The transcript is spliced from 4 exons. NCBI's taxonomy places the organism in Eukaryota, Metazoa, Chordata, Mammalia, Chiroptera, Vespertilionidae. Bases 150 to 818 code for a protein of 222 amino acids. The record is from RefSeq and is a predicted model, not a curated record.